UCAAGACCAUUAGGGAAGGCGGCGUGGGUGUGAAUCCACAACAAGACGCGGACGUACCUAACCUUUGAAGGCAGGGUUAGCGUGUCAUUUAUAUACCUUCGGAUCAUUUGCUUCAACAUAGCAGCAGGAUGCAGGAUUGCCUUGGAUCCAGGUCAAUUCAGAAUGUUGACAUCAUUGCUGAGAAGGCAAAGCUGCAAGUUGCAGAACUUUUGCCCAAGGCACAGACCCUGUAUUUUGCUAAGGGCUGCCUUUCAAAUGCAUCACAGAUGACAUUGGUUGAAGCUGACAACCACAUCUUGGAACAUGUUGUACAAGGAGGCAGUCUGGUGAUCCGCGGCGAGCCGUCGGACGCGGCCGUCAUCUGCACCGGCCAGCGGACGUACGAGGUGCGGGAGGCCGAGACGUCCAACGCGCUGCUGCUGCUGGACACGCUCAGCUGGCCGGAGGAGGUGGCCGCCGACCAGCCGCGACACGUCACCGACCGGCAGGUGCAGGGCACGUUCGGCACGUACCUGGAGCUGCGCGAGUGUCGCCACACGGUCCAGGCCAGCGACGCCGAGCUGGAGGCGGCGCUCCGGCAAUGCCACGCCCUGCUGAUGGACGGCCAGUACCGACAGCUGGAGUGCGAGUACGAGUUCCACGUGUUCAGCCUGGUCAUGAAGUUCAUCGACGAGAACUCGUGGUCGGCCGACGCGGUGCGGCGGCCGCCGACGCUGGAGACGCUCUCAGAGCUGGAGCCGGAGGCCGUGGUGACCGCCUGCUUCGACCGCUACCUGCGGCCCGUCACCGAGCCGGCGGAGCAGCCAGGUGAGCAGCUGUUCACGCUCCACGAGGACGAGGUGGCCCGGCUGUUCGCCCGGCUGCUUCUGCACACCAUGAAGACGUUCAACCUGGCCGACUUCACCGCCUCCUGGCGGCAGAGCGUGCCCGAGGGAGUGACCACCGACCUGGAGCAGCUGCGGGGUCUGGCCGUGGUCAACAGAGAGGCCAGCCCCGAGCUAGUGGUGCGGCUGCAGGCG
Molecule: messenger RNA, 1019 nt
Organism: Pollicipes pollicipes
Lineage: Eukaryota; Metazoa; Arthropoda; Thecostraca; Pollicipedomorpha; Pollicipedidae
Product: sister chromatid cohesion protein DCC1
Exons: 8
Biological process (GO): mitotic sister chromatid cohesion; maintenance of mitotic sister chromatid cohesion
Cellular component (GO): chromatin; chromosome, centromeric region; Ctf18 RFC-like complex
Source: RefSeq, a predicted model, not a curated record